This is a messenger RNA of Kwoniella shivajii, 405 nucleotides long. RefSeq lists its product as uncharacterized. Bases 1 to 405 code for a protein of 134 amino acids. Gene Ontology annotation, molecular function: protein-folding chaperone binding. Gene Ontology annotation, cellular component: cytoplasm; prefoldin complex. NCBI's taxonomy places the organism in Eukaryota, Fungi, Basidiomycota, Tremellomycetes, Tremellales, Cryptococcaceae. The transcript has 5 exons. Gene Ontology annotation, biological process: protein folding; chaperone-mediated protein complex assembly. The record is from RefSeq and is a predicted model, not a curated record.
AUGGCUGACAAGAAGAUAGCUUCUCUACAAGCUCAACUACAGACGUCAUCGAUAGCCUUUCAAAAACUAGAAGCUGAUCUUGCAGGAGUGAUAGAAGCUAGGCAACGUCUCGACUCCCAGCUUUCAGAGAACGAACUGGUACUGAAGGAAUUCACUCAACUCAAAUCUCACAAUACCGUAUAUAAACUUGUUGGACCAUCACUAGUGCCUCAAGAUCAGAAUGAAGCCAAAGUCAAUGUAGAAAAAAGGCUUGAAUUCAUUAGAUCAGAAAUAAAACGAGUGGAGACUCAAAUAAAGGAGAACGAAGAAAAGGCUGCUAAGAAGAAGGAUGAAAUUAUGGGACUGCAACAACAGUUCCAAGCUUUACAAGGUCCCAGUGGGCAACAAGAAGCUAUUGCGGCAUGA